This is a messenger RNA of Phyllostomus hastatus (greater spear-nosed bat), 1324 nucleotides long. RefSeq names its product F-box only protein 6-like. The record is from RefSeq and is a predicted model, not a curated record. Gene Ontology annotation, molecular function: protein binding; ubiquitin protein ligase activity. Lineage: Eukaryota; Metazoa; Chordata; Mammalia; Chiroptera; Phyllostomidae. Gene Ontology annotation, cellular component: cytoplasm; SCF ubiquitin ligase complex; endoplasmic reticulum quality control compartment. The transcript has 9 exons. Bases 158 to 1306 code for a protein of 382 amino acids. Gene Ontology annotation, biological process: glycoprotein catabolic process; SCF-dependent proteasomal ubiquitin-dependent protein catabolic process.
CCUGCCGCUACUUCCGCAGCUCUCCUCCGGGCCAGCACGUGGGCCGGGGACGACGGGGCGGCGGCGAGGGGUGUUCCUGUCCCUCUGAGGCUGAGACACUUAUCACCUCCUUCUUACAGUCUCACAAGCCGUGUGCCAAACUCACCACACCCGCGCCAUGGCCCUGCUCAGCAUCAACGAGCUGCUGCCACGGACCGUCCUGCGGGAGGUGUUCACGCACGUGCCCGCCCGGCAGCUGGUGCUUUCCUGCCGACCCGUCUGCAGCCUCUGGCGCGACCUCAUCGACACAGCGACCCUCUGGAAACUCAAGAGCCUGCGUGACGGCUUCAUCACCGAGGACUGGGACCAGCCGGUGGCAGACUGGAAGAGCUUCUAUUUUUUGUGCAUCCUCCGCAGGAACCUCCUGCGCAACCCAUGUGGUGAAGAGGGUAUGGCAACCUGGCAUAUCGACGACAAUGGGGGCGACAGGUGGAACGUGGAGAGCUUACCUGUAGCCCGUGGGACAGACUUCCCAAGCCCCCAAGUCAGGAACUACUUCGUCACAUCCUACCGCCUCUGCCGCAAGUCCCAGGUGGUGAACCUCAAAGCCGAGGGCUACUGGGAGGAGCUGAUGGACGAGUACCGGCCUGACAUUGUGGUGACAGACUGGUUCGCCUCCAGAGGAGACUGCGGCUGCACCUACAGCAUCCGAGUGCAGCUGCUCUCGGCCGACAACAUCGCCUUGGCCUCCUUCGAGCCCCCACCUGUGACCAUCCCUCAGUGGAACGAUGCCACGUGGACAGAGGUCACCCACACCUUCUCGGACUACCCCCGGGGCGUCCGCCACAUCCUCUUCCAGCACGGGGGCAAAGACACCCAGUCCUGGGCAGGCUGGUACGGGCCGCGCGUCACCAACAGCAGCAUCGUCAUCAGCCCCAAGGUCACCAGGAACCGGGAGCCCUCCACGGGCCCGCACAGGCCCAGGGCUGCAUCUGAUGGACAGGAACAAAUGACCUCGUCGGGGGACGGCCCCGUCGGGGCACCUGAGUGGCCCCUGGUGUGCAGACUUCCACCCAUGCGCAAACCUCGCCGGAGGUGCCCACGCACGUCCCGCACGUCCCGCCCGGCAGCUGCUGCUGCGCUGCCGACCCGACUGCAGCCUCCGGCGCGACCUCAUCGAUACGGUGACCCUCAGGAAACUCGAGCCUGCGUGACGGCUUCAUCACCGAGGACUGCGACCAGCCGGUGGCAGACUGGAGGAGCUUCUUUUUUUUUUCUUCUUUUUUUUUUCUUUUGUUUUUCUUUUUUUUUUCUUUUUUUUAAAUAAAUUUUAUUGAUUAUGCUA